UUCCCUCUGAAGCAAAAAACAUGAAAUUCUCAGAUAUGAAAGUUGUGGCCAAAAAUGCUGUGAGAGCUUACUUCGUAAGGAGUUGGUCAAUAGAAGACCUGAUGAAUAAUGGAGAAAUUCCCCAGCACGCUUACAAAAGCUUGAAGAAGGUAUAUCUUACUCUCUUCUUUGCCAUGUGGAGCUUUACUUUUGGAUCUUUCUUGCACUGGACCCGGGGAGCGGGAGGGCAGUUCACAGUCCUUUGUUCUGUAGCAAGUUUACUCUGUCUUUACUUUAUAUCACCAUUGAGAGUGAGGACGAGGGUCUUACUCUUGAUGAUUGCUGCCUUUUCCAUCGGUGCUUCUAUUGGCAUUUUUAUCAAAUAUUUCGUCGAUAUAGAUCAUGGCCUUGUUUACACCCUUUUGGCACCUCCAACAUUUGCCAUUGGAUUUCUGUGGUUUGGAUCGAUGUUUACGAGGGAAAGGAGUGAUAUCUACUUGGGCUGCGUGUAUUAUUGUUGGGCUCUAUGUUUCUCCACCUUUGUUGUUAGUAAUGCAGACUACAUUGGCAGCCGGGCAGCUCAUUUUAUGUAUAAGGUAUGCAUUGUGCUUGCUUUGUUCUUGGGGUACAUUGUGGUAUAUACCCAAGAGAUAUUGUAUGAUGCUCACUUUGGAGAAAUUAACUUUGUCAAUCGCACACUCACCAUCGUCUUCCGUUUACCGGGUAUAGUGGUCCAUGCUGCAAGACUAUGCCUAAUUCAGUGCAUAAUUGAGCAACACAGAUAGAAUCACAGAAGUAAUGCUGAUGCACUUGGAACUGUAGAAAUAUAUAGAAGGCAGAUGGGGAAUUUGAAAUUCGUUAGUGUGAAGCCAAGUGCUUUGAAUAUUAUAUUCCUUGGCAAAUAGUAAUUGUAUAUUCUAGCGUUCCCAUUUUUUUCACAAAAUUUUAGCUACGAGCUUUU
Messenger RNA from Solanum pennellii, 940 nucleotides. RefSeq names its product bax inhibitor 1-like. The coding region runs from base 21 to 764 and encodes 247 amino acids. The record is from RefSeq and is a predicted model, not a curated record. The transcript has 5 exons. Lineage: Eukaryota; Viridiplantae; Streptophyta; Magnoliopsida; Solanales; Solanaceae. Gene Ontology annotation, cellular component: membrane.